AUGGACCAACUGAGGAACACAGCCCAGGCUAAGAAGGAAAGAAAAUCUGCAGUUGAGAGAUCAAGAGAAUUUAGAAGGAGAAAGAAGGAUUAUUUGACUAGACUUGAAUCCAAGGUGAAAAUAUUGGAGGAAGAAGUUUCUGGUCUCAAAAAAGAGAAUUAUUCUCUCAAAAAUACGAUUAGUGAACUUAAAAUGAUCCCAACAGUUGGUGAACAGUCUUGCUCUUCCUGUCAUACUUCAAGGCCUGAUCCAAAGAAGUAUUCCCAUCCUCUGUAUGAGUACGAAGACUUUGUCAACAACCAGAUGAAGAAGAUAUUGAUUCAGAAUCCUUCGGAGAUCAGAUACGCAACACUCGAACAAAUGGUUUCACAAGCAUCAGACUAUUCAGAUAGUAGAAGAGACUUGUUGAAGCAGAAGUUCAACGAUAUUCUUGAAAAUAUGCUAAGCUUUUCCUCUAAAUGCUACCUGAUGGGUUUCAAGAACGUCAAUAGGGCUGAGUUCCUGAGAAGAAACUGUACCAAAAAGAGGAGAGAGAAAUACAUUGAUAAAGAACAAUCUGAGAGCAAAGAUAUCUAUUUUGACACUUUCUUGCAUACUAAUAUAGCUAAGUUUAUUGAGAAGAAAGGAGAAGGAUUUAAAAAGAGCCUAACAAGUAUUGCAGUCAUUGCUAGGAAGCUAAUCAGGCUCAGAAAUGAUCUCUUCAAUGAGUAUAAAGAACAGCAAAACUUUAUCCAAGGUUAUGAUGAUUACCAGAAGGAAGACAUAAUAAGUCAUUACAAGUUCAUUGAUCAUGUGAAGAGUAAAACUAAUCUAACACCCCACUCUUUGUUCGGUAUCAAAGCUAAAACUCACAGUAAAGAAAAGUACGAUUCAGGAGAACUGACUGAGUAGAAAU
Molecule: messenger RNA, 895 nt
Organism: Moneuplotes crassus
Lineage: Eukaryota; Ciliophora; Spirotrichea; Euplotida; Euplotidae
Source: the annotation of a GenBank genome assembly